This is a messenger RNA of Suricata suricatta (meerkat), 3627 nucleotides long. It is a transcript of the gene SPEM3, whose product is annotated as SPEM family member 3. Gene Ontology annotation, cellular component: cytoplasm. NCBI's taxonomy places the organism in Eukaryota, Metazoa, Chordata, Mammalia, Carnivora, Herpestidae. Bases 69 to 3563 code for a protein of 1164 amino acids. Gene Ontology annotation, biological process: sperm individualization; flagellated sperm motility. The transcript is spliced from 3 exons. The record is from RefSeq and is a predicted model, not a curated record.
CAGAGGAACCUGGCUCCUAGCGAGUAUGUGGGGGCCAGGGGGCCCAGGCAGUCCUGGGACCCCCGGCCAUGGGUGAGCAAGCCCACCCUGGGGAGCCUCUGUGCUCCGGCACCAAUCCCAGGAAGUGCCAGGACCUCGGAGACUUGAUUCUCCUGAUUCUGGGCACCUUCAUCUUGCUCAACGUGGGGAUCAAUGUGGUGACUCUGCUCUGGAAGCAUUUGAAGAGCUCCUUGCGGAUCCUUUUCCAUCGCUUUUUCCCCAAAGACCAGCAGGCCAGCUGCGCGGGCAGCCAUCCCAUGUGCGUGCGCUGCUCCAUGGACCCCAAGAACCUGUGCCCAAGAGUCGCUUCCCGCUGUCAUCGUCGCUUGCUGCUGGGGCACUCCGACCACCCCGACGCCUGGGGACCCGACACAAAUGACGAGAAGGCUUCUGGGUGCUGCUGGAGGCCGCCUCAGUGUGGACACGCCCGGGCUCCUGUGGACGCUCCGUGGGGACUGUGGAAGGAAGGGGUGAUGGCAGCUGGGGAGGCCCCUCAGGUCACAGCCUUAAAGGCCCGGGCGCCCUUCCUCUCCAGGCACGAGACAGCUUCCCAGUUUCCCAGGAACCGCAGGGUGGACAUGGCUCCCCUCCAUCUGCCCAAGAGCAAGACUAAGCCCCCAGACUAUGACUCUGCCCAGGCCCAGGCCCCAGCCCAGACCUCCUCCCCAGUCCACAGCCCUGAGCACACCACCUCCCAGGGCCAGAUCCAGACCCAGAUCCAGACCCAGACCCACUCCCCAGCCCUCACCCCUGAACAUACAACCCCCCAGGCCCAGACCCAGGCCCAGACCUCCCCCCCAGCCCACGUCCCUGAACAUAUGACCCCCCAGGCCCAGACCCAGGCCCAGACCUCCGCCCUAGCCCACAUCCCUGAACAUACGACCCCCCAGACCCAGACCCAGACCCAGGCCCAGACCUCCCCCCCAGCCCACAUCCCUGAACAUACGACCCCCCAGACUCAGCUCCACUCCCCACCUCAUGCCCCAGAGCACAACCUCCCUCAGGCCCAGAUCCACUCCCCAGGAUUCACCCCUGAGCAUGCCUCGGGCCAGGCCCCUCCACACUCCCCAGGCUUCACCCCUGAGCACAGCCAGCGCACUCCUGCCGAGGCCCAGGGCCCCGGGCACACCCCAGCCCAUCCCGUGGGUCACGGCCCUGAGCACGUAAUAGCCCACGCUCCAGCCUUCACUCUGGCCAGUGCUCGUGUAACCUAUACCCACACCCCUGGCACCCCGCUCUCUGCUCUUGCCUCUGCCCCAGCACCUCCCUCAACUUCUACCCCAGCCCCUGUCUCAAUGUCUGUCCCAACCUCAGCUCUGGUCAUGACCCUGACUGCCGCUCCUGUCCCUGUUCCUAUCUCUGUCUCUGCCGCCUUACCUCCCCCCAUCUUCACUCCUAUUCCCACCACCCCGACUGCCUUCAGCCAAGGCCCCUCCACUGGCCACAUGGUCUACGAUGCCCGCAGGGCAAAGCAGAACUUAUGCAGUGUGUGCCCCCCUCAGAACUCUGGGUAUUCCAGAAAGGAGUUGGGCACCCUCCCCAGGCCCCAAGAGGGGCAGGGUCCUGGCAGCUCUGGCACAGGGGAGCAAACACCAAAACAGCAGAGUGGGGACAGCACCAAGCCCUCUGCAGGAUCCGUACUGAGUUACCUGCAGUCCGGGGACAGAGAAUGGAAGGCCUCAAAUGACGCCAGAGACAAGUUCUUACAGUCCAAGACCUUCCCUUAUUGCAGCUUCCAUCCUCGCAGUUCUGAGAAGAAACACACAGACUCCCAGACUCCAGUCUUCCCCAAGUUCAUGGUCUACUCCAAGGAUGCUACACCUUCACAAACUUGCGUUCAUUCUCCAACCAGUGGCAAGAGCCCGCUGAGUGCUAUUCCUCCACCAGGCACUCUUUCUCUGCCUCUUAUGCUUCCCAAAUCCUUUGUCUUCCAUCAACCUUCCAACUCCCAGAAUCCCCUGACCUCCAAGUCUUCUCCGUCUGCCCCCUCUUCCCAGUUUCCCGUCCCUCUCCAGCUCUCCAAGACAUUCCAACCCCCAAUCCAACCCCAGGCCCCUGAACUUCAUGAGAAUCUGGGCCUCAACCAAAACUCUGACCUCCAAAGGACUCCAGACCCUUCAAAAGACUCACGAGUUCCCAGGAACCCUGGCCUUGUUCAAGAUCCAGGCCUGGACAAGCCCCCAGGCCUUCCCCAAGACCCUUAUCUCUACAAGAGUCCAAGCCCUUCCCAAGGCUCUGGGCUUCCCAGGAAUCUAGUCCUUACCCAAGAUUCUGGCCCCCAAAGGAGCCCAGGUCCUAUUCAAGAUGGAGGUAUCUUUAGGAGCCCAUGUCUCACCCGACCUCCUGGCCUCUACAAAAACACAGCAUUUCCCCAAACUUCCGACAUUCAGAGGAGCUCAGGCUUUGUGCAGAACUCUGGAGUGUACAGGAAUCUAGAACAAAACCAAGAGGCUAUACUCUAUAAAAGUCAAGAUUGUUAUCGAACAACUGGCCUCCAUAAGAGCCCAGGCCCUCCUCCAGAUUCUGGAGGUCAUAAGAGUACAGGAAACGUCAAUGAGCCAGGAGUCUCCAGGAGCCUUGGCCUUCCCCAAGAUUCUUGCUCACAUAAGAGCCCAUACCUAGCCCACGACUCUGGGGUCAACAAGAGCCCAGACUUGGUCCAAACCUCUGGCCUUCAUAAGGGCUCGGGCCUUACCCAAGACUCAGGAGACCACAGAAGCCCAGGCCUUACUCAAGAUUCUGAUCUCCAUAAGAAUCCAGGCCUUACACAAGCCAUUGAAGUCGAAAGGAGAUGUGGCCAUACACAAAAUGUUGGCACUCACAAGAACCCAGAAUACACUCAAGACCCUAAAUUCCACAAGUACCCAGGAAUCCAUCAAGAUCCUGGCCCCCACAAGGGCCCAGCCCUUACCCAAGACCAUGGCCUCCCCAGGGCUCAAGGGCUUACUGGGGAAUCAGGCCUCCACAAGGAGUCAUGCUUUACCCCAAAUCCCGACCAUCACAAGAACCCAAGCCUUGUUCUAGAUCUUGACUCUGUGCAGAUCUUGGGCCUACCUCAGACCCCAAAGUCAACACAGCCCUUGAUAAAGUCAUUUGUACCCGAGGAGGCUCCGAGGAGGGAGGGUCCAGAGCAGCACCUCUCAUGGACUCCUGUCCCACUUGCUCAGAACUCCUGCUCUCCCAAGCCCCAGGUGAUCUACGGAGACCUGCACACCUUCUCAGAGGUCCCCGUACUAAUCGAGCUGCAGCCAUGGUCCCGGCGGGCAGGCAGCCAAGACUGGGUGUAUCGUCCUGUGGACACCAUCCCUCCAGCCUGCCAGACCCAUCGCCAGAUGUCUAUGCCUCCCAAAACCAACUGGAAGCUCUACUGUCCUGGGUCGGGCACCCGUGUAGGGCAUGUGGUCUUUGAUGCCCGCCAAAGACAGCUGGGCAGGGACAAGUGUGAAGCUCUGUCUCCCAGGCGCAUUCGCCAAGAGGCACCCAGCAACUCACCGGAGGCCAUCAGGGAGCGGGGUCAUCCGUAGGUGGUGAGAACCCUGGAACAAGAGGGGGCAAGGGUGCAUCAGGAAUAAAGAGGCAAGAGAAGUG